AUGUUUGAGAAAAAAGGCAAAAUCAUCUCAAAAUCAAAUGAAUAUAAUGAUAAUAAAAAACGAACUCGUAAACUUAAUAUUCGAUUGAAUCCUUUAGAUUAUGGCAAAGGUCCUGAUUCACAACUAAAUCAUUCAGAAAAAUUUAAAGUAGAAUGUUUUUUGCCUGUUAUAGAUCAAAUGUCAUCAGCAAUAAGUCAAAGACUUAAAGCAUAUGAAGUAAUAUGUGAUCGUUUUGGAUUUUUUGGACAAUUAAAUAAUCUUAGCAACGAAGAAUUACAAGAAGCAGCUAAAAAACUUGUAGCUGUAUACGAUGACGACUUACACGAAUUGUUGUUUGUUGAAAUAAUUCAUUUUUCUGAAUUUAUAAAACUUUAUUCCAAGCCAACAGAAAUGAGUAAUGAGCAUUUUAUGUACAAAACAUUAAUUGAAAAAGACGUAAUAUCAGCUUUUCCAAAUGUUGAAAUCGCAUUACGCAUGUAUUUAGUAAUUAUGGUCACCAAUUGUAGUAGUGAACGCACAUUUUCAAGAUUGAAAAUUAUAAAAAAUAGAUUACGAACUACAAUGAAUGAAGAUCGUUUGAACUUUUUAUCAGUUAUGAGCAUUGAAAGUGAUGUGUUGGAUAAUCUGUCAUUUGAUGAUAUUAUAGAUGACUUUGCAGAAAAGAAAUCAAGAAAAGUAUGCAAUUUAUAA
Macrosiphum euphorbiae (potato aphid) is the source of this 690-nucleotide messenger RNA. Lineage: Eukaryota; Metazoa; Arthropoda; Insecta; Hemiptera; Aphididae. The record is from the annotation of a GenBank genome assembly.